CAAUAGUGCUUUUGAGAACACCACCAGGGACUUUGAUGCAGUAGAUGGUGGAUCAAAUGAUGAUUUGGGUCUUUGUGGCAAGAUUGCUCUUUAUAGGAGCCCUAGCUUCUGAAAUACAGAUGAAAGAUAAACCAGCCACAGAUUUCAUAGCUGUGGAGUGCCUUGGAAGUCUCUCCAGGAUGACCCUGAAUGCAACCUAUAUAAGACACAAGUUUGUUGAUUUCUACGCCAUUGAUCAUUUUGGAACAGUAAGGAAAAUAGACCACGAUUUGGCUAUACAGUGUGGUUACACAAUAUCUUAUGACCACUGGGGCAACAUUGAAUUCCGGGCCUCUCUUCUUAGCUGCUAUGCUUAUAUUGAAAGUGACAUCAACUUCACAGUAAAUGUCCAAAUUAACAUAGCUACCAAUCCUGAGAAGACAGAUGUUGCCAUUUACCAAAGAAGUGUGAGUUGUUCUUACACACCAUGGUGUUCGAGAGAAAUAAUAUGUGAAAAUAACUACAUGGAGGUCUCUGUUCGGCGGGAAGUUCCAUUGAUUCCAGCUGACUUACUCCAAGAUGAGCCUGAAGAUUGGGCUGUAGCAUUCCCAGAGGCAACCUCUGGAGUAGCCUCUAUCUGGCAGAUUGUUUUUCACACUCUGACUGGGAGAAGAGUGAUGCUGGUAAGCGAUGCCCACAGAGCAGGAUAUGGAAUCAAUACUACAGACACCAGGAUCUUGCUGAGAGCUGCAUUCAAUACCACAGAAGCUCAGCAAGUAGAGAUUCAAGGCAUCACCUUUUCUGCUGUGAGAUCUAGUACCUUCUAUAAGCAGCGUUGGAUGAUCUUGAUGGUAGACACUGCCGUGGCUUGCCCUCUAGGUGACAUGGAGUAUGACGAAGACUCCAUCACUUGGACCAUUCCUAAGAACAUCAGCCCACUCCUGGCUGGAGCCAGAAAUUUCAAAGAUAUCACUGUGGAAUUUGGUAUAAAUCUCCAUAAGCUGUUACCAGCUGAUCUUACUUCUAGAAAAAUCACAAUGAAGAGUGACAUGAGUGCAGUUACCAUCAAGGUCCCUAUUGGAGCGGAAGGAGGCUACUACAAGACCCAUGUGAGGCACGGACGCUAUGGGAGAACCUACAGCAUUAACUUGUUCUUAGAGCAUCAGUGGGAAGAUGACAAAUGGGGUGUAACCAAACAUACCAUAAUAAAGGCCAUAACAACCCCUUUGAAGCUUCAAGAACCUAUUAUAACCAACAAUACCAACACCAGCACUAGGUACUUCAAUGUAUCCAUAGGACCAUUUCUCCCCGAUGUGAAACUAGUGCACUUGACUAUAGAUGGCAAGCUUAUAACCAUGUCUGAAGCUAAUCAGUAUGGCUUUCAAGUCUUCGAAACCAUGUACCCUAAUGGAACCAAAGGCUAUGUAAUUGAAGCUGGUUUUGACGCACCAGGAGUUACUGUAGUGCUCACAGAUGAUGAUACUAGAACAUACACUCUGAAUAUCACACUUGGCUUUAUCGUCGAUCCAACGCGUGACGCCUUUGUUAUUCCUGUAUCAAUCGAAUCUCCUGUUCGAGAUGUGGUGAUGCCCCAAGCCGAAGGAUUCUGUGAUGCCGAAAAUCUCUACCUGACCAUCACCCGUGGCAAUGUAGACCAGGACUGGAUCCCCUUCCUCUCCAACCUGCAGCUGACACCUAAGGCUGCCCAAAGUCAUAAAUAUGGCUUCCAUGACAACGCCACACAUCUUGCUCUCCGAGUUCCCUGCUUUGCCGCUCAUGUGAUCUAUGAGGAUAUACGUUCUUCUGGAAUUACAGUGAAGCUUCAGUUGACGAUGAAAGACAACAGCACUCUUAAAGUUAUGCGAGACUACUCGAUUACUUGCAUAUUUCCUUCUAAAGAUCUAAUAGAUUGCCAAUCAAAUGGCUCUAUGGUGGUGACUGCAAUGAAGCUGGCAGGAAUUCCGGACCUGGAUCCCUCAGAACUGGUGCUACGAGACCGACGUUGUAAACCCGCAGUUGUAACGAAAACAAGUGCAAAAUUUAUAUUUAAAGCGAGCACUUGCGGGACAAGUAGAAAGUUUGGAAACAACACUCUGACCUAUGAAAAUGAUGUCCUUUACUUCAAGCCUGGGCGGGUUGAUCCAGUAUAUCGACUGAAGUGUGCCUGCCAGUAUUUGAUCGAUGAGAUGGUUACGUCUCACUACCAUCCAAAGGAGAACCCAGCCCCCAUUGUAAAGGCCGGAAAGGGGAAUCUUGCUCUGAUCAUGAGGCUGUCCAAAGACAAAUCUUACUCUGAAUUAUAUGAGGAUACAGAAUAUCCCGUGGUGAAAUAUUUAAAAGAAGCCCUCUACUUUGAAACUGAGCUACUUUACAACGCAGAUCCACAACUUGAACUCUUCCUAGAAGACUGCUGGUGUACCAUCUUUCCAAAUAAAGACAGCAGCCCACAGUGGGAUGUAAUUACUAACAGCUGUCCAAAUAAUGAAGACUCUCAUCAGACUAUUUUCCACUCGGUGGCUGAGGACUCAAGAGUAAUGUUUCCUUCUCAUUUGAAGAGAUUUGAGGUGAAAAUGUUCACAUUCAUGAAGGAGGGAAAUGCACUGUUACAAAACAUGUAUUUUCACUGCAGUGUGAUAAUAUGUGAAACUAAGCACCCCAGUUCAGACUUUCUCUGUGCAAGGAGAUGUAUUCCUGGAAAACAACGAUCUGUUCGCAGCAUUGACUCAUUCCUUAUGCAAAGUCAUAUCUCUUCUGGGAUGAUUAUUCUGACUACAUCUAAAAAUCUCUGAAGAUCUGCUGCUGUAUUUGAACCCUAAUUUUACUGGUGUGGACACCUUGUUUAAAUCAGAUACUUUCCCUUACCCUGCCUGAAAUACUUGGU
Molecule: messenger RNA, 2860 nt
Organism: Tachyglossus aculeatus (Australian echidna)
Lineage: Eukaryota; Metazoa; Chordata; Mammalia; Monotremata; Tachyglossidae
Exons: 22
Coding region: 45-2768 (907 amino acids)
Source: RefSeq, a predicted model, not a curated record